Molecule: messenger RNA, 2375 nt
Organism: Perognathus longimembris pacificus (Pacific pocket mouse)
Lineage: Eukaryota; Metazoa; Chordata; Mammalia; Rodentia; Heteromyidae
Gene: Xxylt1
Product: xyloside xylosyltransferase 1
Exons: 4
Coding region: 79-1260 (393 amino acids)
Molecular function (GO): UDP-xylosyltransferase activity
Source: RefSeq, a predicted model, not a curated record
CUCCUGGCGCCAGUGCUAGGUGGCCCGGAGAGUGCGUCUCCGAGGGCUUCCCGGUCGCUGGGCCGGGACUUGGGGCGCAUGAGCCUCCUCCGGGGCGCGCCCUCAUGCCCUCGGGCCAUGGCGCGCCUGGGCGCCGUGCGCUCCCACUACUGCGCCCUGCUGCUGGCCGCGGCGCUGGCCGUCUGUGCCUUCUACUACCUGGGCUCGGGCCGGGAGACCUUCUCGAGCGCCACCAAGAGGCUGAAGGAGGCCCGCGCCGGGGUCCCCGCCGCGCCCUCGCCGCCCGCGCUGGAGCCCGCCAGGGGGUCUCUGGCGCCGCCUCCGGGGGCCAAGGCCAAGAGCCUGGAGAGCGGCGGGGCUGGCCCGGUGGAUUAUCACCUCCUGAUGAUGUUCACCAAGGCAGAGCACAACGCCGCGCUGCAGGCCAAGGCCCGCGUCGCGCUGCGCUCGCUGCUGCGCCUCGCCAAGUUCGAGGCGCACGAGGUGCUUAACCUGCACUUUGUGAGCGAGGAGGCCAGCCGCGAGGUGGCCAAAGCUCUGCUGCGGGAGCUCCUGCCGCCAGCCGCCGGCUUUAAGUGCAAGGUCAUCUUCCAUGAUGUGGCCGUGCUGACGGACAAGCUCUUCCCCAUUGUGGAGGCCAUGCAGAAGCACUUUAGUGCUGGCUCAGGCACCUACUACAGCGACUCUAUCUUCUUCCUCUCGGUCGCCAUGCAUCAGAUCAUGCCCAAAGAGAUCCUGCGGAUCAUUCAGCUGGACCUUGAUCUAAAGUAUAAGACCAACAUCCGGGAGUUGUUUGAGGAGUUUGACAAUUUUCUGCCGAAUGCUGUCAUUGGCAUAGCCAGAGAGAUGCAGCCAGUGUACAGACACACGUUCUGGCAGUUCCGCCACGAGAACCCCAAGACCAGAGUUGGGGACCCCCCACCUGAGGGGCUGCCUGGCUUCAACAGUGGGGUGAUGCUGCUGAACCUGGAGGCCAUGCGCCAGUCUCCCCUCUACAGCCGCCUGCUGGAGCCCUCCAGGGUGCAGCAGCUGGCUGAGAAGUACCACUUCCGCGGCCACCUUGGCGACCAGGACUUCUUCACCAUGAUCGGCAUGGAGCACCCGGAGCUCUUCUACGUGCUGGACUGCACCUGGAACCGCCAGCUCUGCACCUGGUGGAGGGACCACGGCUACAGCAAUGUCUUCGAAGCCUACUUCCGCUGUGAGGGCCACGUGAAGAUCUACCAUGGGAACUGCAACACCCCAAUCCCAGAGGACUAGGCAGUCCUCACCUGCCUUCCUAGGGAGGAGAGGCUGUCCAGAUAGACUGUGGGGCCAGGCCAACUCCUCCAGAGACUUCCAGGAUCCAAGGGACUUUGGGAUCCAAGCACUGCAGACCCUCCACCUGAUUGGUCACUGUCCUGGGGCCGUGGGCAGAAGACAGGCCUGCGCAUUGCUGCUGCUCAGGAACUUUCCUUUCAGGCCACCAGGCUUCCUGAAGGACAAAUACACAUACAUCUGCCAGUGGGCUCGGAAACACCUGUUGAAGAGAAGGCAUGAAAGACAAUGGUGCCCUUACCCUUAAGGAAUAAAAUCCUUUCAAAACGAGGUCUUCUUCUUUUAAAUUGCUAGGCUUCGGUUUUGUGAGGAAUAGCAAGCAGGACUGCUUCAGCUCUCCGUGAGCUCUUACUGAAGGAGCUGGGGUUUUAACAAGUAGCCUGCAGGGUAAGUGUCCAGGUGCAGACCUUCCUUCAGAGGCCUCAGCCCUAACAACACAGAACAAGGCCUUUCCCAGGAGGCUGUGCUCCACCUCUUGCAGUGAUUACAUUGCUUGGUGCAGGCUUCACAAUCACCCCCUCUUUGGGGAGAGCCUUUAGAGCCAACUGGGGCCCGCACAGCACUGUCUUUGUUUUAACACCCUCAGCUUUAGCUCCCAGUUAUAUCACAGAAACCAAUUUUCUCUUAUCCACCCAGGCCAACUCCAAGUUACCUGGCUGUGCUAAGAAAUCAAAUCCACCAGCAAAGGAGAGGGAGUGGCCACUCCAAGAACAUGCAGUCCAUCCUCUGAUCUGGGGAGACUCAUUACAAAGAGGAGCCCAGCAGUCUACAAAGUUCAGUCAUGUGGGCUUGGAAGGGGUGAGCCCUGUGGGCUUAUAAUCAUUCCAGUCUCUUCAUUAAAAAACAACAACUCAUCCUCCUACUUUCCAAUGGCACACGCCACACCCUACUCCUUAGUGGAAAUGAACGUCAGGUUCUGGGUCACUGCAGAGACACAGCCUCCCCUAGUCCACGAGAGCAAUAGUGUGUGAUUUUCCUCAUACUUUGUUUUAGUUGCAUUUACUUGUUCCAUUUCUUUUCCCCAGGGGUAAGGACAGCUAAUAAAUAAUCUUGGAGAA